Messenger RNA from Gossypium raimondii (Peruvian cotton), 3236 nucleotides. Its product is annotated as ankyrin repeat protein SKIP35. NCBI's taxonomy places the organism in Eukaryota, Viridiplantae, Streptophyta, Magnoliopsida, Malvales, Malvaceae. The record is from RefSeq and is a predicted model, not a curated record. Bases 1026 to 2888 code for a protein of 620 amino acids. The transcript has 3 exons.
GAAAAGAAAAGGGGAAAAUGGGAAGAAAAGCAGAGGCAGCAAUUUGAUAUUGGUAUCUAAGAAUCUGAAAACCAUAUAACAGCGGCGGUGGGGGGUUUUGUCUGUCUCUCCUUCUCUCUCUCUCCAUCUCUCAUUCCAUCUCCAUUCUAAUUACUCAUCUUCCCCUAUCUUAAUUUCUCCAUUUUGGUAUCUAAUAACUCCAUACCAUACAACAGCGGCGGAGAGGGUUUUUGUCUCUCUCUCCUCCUCCUCUCAUUCAAUCUCCAUUCUCUUACUCAGGUUCCCUAUCUUAAUUUUUCAUCGUUUUUUUUUUUCUUGUACUACUUUUUACUGACCAAACUCAUCCUUUUGUAUGCUUUAAUGCUUCUAUCUGAUUUUUUUUCACCGUGAUUCUUCCUCUUUCUCUGAUAAGAAUUAUUGGAUUAUAUUUAUCAAAUUGGGUUUUUUUUGUUCUGCGUUUGGCCUUUUCCCUUGGAUCUCUCAUAUUAAAGUGGAAUAAUUUGAGACGAACAAGGGCUUUUAGGGUUUUCUACGGAUGGAACCCCUUUCAUGCUUUUAAUGGCCAUCUCCGCUAGAUUUGCUCAUCUCUGUAUAUAUUGCUCCUUUAAUGAUUUUUCAGUUCCUUUCUUUUGUUAUUGAAUCCUUUAGAUCGUUCUGAGAAGAGUUUCUCUUGCUUUGCUUUGGCCAUUCUCUCCCUUUUAUGUCUUAUGGGUUUCCUUUGUUUUAUUUUUCUGGGAAUUGAUGUCUGAUCAUUGAAUAUUCCUGGUAUUUGGGCUUUGCUUUUGCCUUCGGAUUAGGUGACUGGCACUAGAAAAUUAUUGUUAAGCAUACAAAAUUUCGGUUUAUUUUGCUGCAAGAGACAUGCAUCUAGGUUUUUGAGGACACAUUUUCUCUUCGACUUUUUCUGACAGUUUGGUGCCUUUUGAGGAUGGAUCCUUUCCUCUUGAUGGUUGAGACUUAAGUGUUCACUUCAUUUGUGACUUGGUUUUGGUUGCUGAAAAUUUGCUCAACGAAUAGUGUAACUAAUGGAAAAAGGGAGCGAAUUUGUUGUGGGGAGUGAAAACAUGCACUUAGAGGAGCCUUGGUUUACUGGAAUGGAUACUGAGGAAACUGAAAUGGGACAACCAAACAGUGAAAUUCAAGGCUUUCGAUUGGAAAAAGGUGAGGCAAGCAAUAUGGUUUUCUCGACUGAGGCACCCCUUGUAAUUAAAGAGUCAUCAACUUCUGGUAGUUGUAGUUGUAGUCUGAAGAAAAUCAAAUCUACAGUAGCUGCGAAAGGCUCCGAGUUCUGCCAGAAGGAUAAAUCUGGGCACGACAAGAAGCUCAGCCGACAAUACAGGAUUGAGUUGGGCCAAUUAUUUCAAGGGGCCGUGAGUUCCCAUGAUUGGGAACUUGCUGAGAGUCUAAUCUUGUCGGCAGAUCCACAGACUCUAAAUGAUGCGUUGUGUGUCACCUUGGAUGCUAUCUGGUUUUUGAGCACCCAACAGGAGCUUUAUGGGAUUACUGAUUUGAUUAAGAAGAUCAUUGCCAAUGGUGCUUAUGACUUUACUAGAGCCGCUCUCCGGACUUCAUUUCUUGCUUCUUGUGUCUCUGCUUGCCAGAGUCGCACGAUGAGUCUUGCUGACACUGUAACUGUGAUGGCCCAGAGGUUGCACGAGCGCCUACAAGAAUGCCAUGGGGAUGAGGUCUUGAAGGCAGAAGCUGGUGCCAAGGUGCAAAAGUUCACCGAAUGGGCUUUGAAAUGUAUAGGUUCCCAUUCUCGCUGUCAGGGGAGCAACGAUAGAGUGAAUCAUUGCUCAGCUAUUGAAAUACAACUCCAGUUAACUGCGUUUAAGACUUUCCUAGAUCUUGCUGGCAACCAACUUACGGGAAAGGAUUUUACAGAAGCAUUUGAUGCAGCUUGCUUUCCUCUUACACUCUUCUCUAGCUCAUUUGAUGCUGGCUGGGCUUCUGGGAUCUCAGCUACGGUGAUCCAAGGUUUGUUGGAUAUGUUGGUGGAGGGGGGUGCAGACAAUGUCAACCAGUGUUUCCUUGAAGCCUCUCGAUUCGGCAGUACAGAACUUGUUCGCAUUUUAUUGCAGAUUGCCCAACGGAAUAGCUUGGAUGUUGAUGUUGAUCUUGCCUUGGGUUUUGCCUCGCAUUACUGCAAGAUUGGGACAAUGGAGUGUCUAGUGGAAGAGGGUAAUGCUAUGGCGUUUUUGGGCCCUUUAAUGAGAGCAGCUGAAAGAGGAUGCAUGCAGGUUGUCCGGUGGUUUGUUAAAAGAGGUUGUCGAGACAUGGAGCUCUGUCUGGCCCUCACUGCCGCUACUUCCAGCAGCCAAGUUGGUGUGGCUGCAUAUCUCCUCCCCCAUGUUCCUAAGCAUGUCCUAACGGCCCUCAGCAUCGAAAUUCUUAAGGCUGCGGGUGAACGAAGUGGGGGAUCUCUUGAUGGUGUUGCGUUUCUCCUCCACUCUGACUUCUUAGGUGAUGCUGCUGCUACUUAUGCUGUUGCAGACAGCAUUGCAAAGUCUGAUGAUGAGGCUGUUGCUCCUGAGCUGAGAGCAUUUGUUCAAGAACACUGGUCAGAGGCAGCUUUCUUGGAUGGAUUAAAGCAAGGGCAAGAACAUUACAUGAAGCUGAUGAGGAUUUUGAAGAGGGGGGAAUCUCCAAUUUGCUUAAGGGAUCUGCCAGCUCCUUUGAGGGUUGGAAUUGCAUACAUGCCACUGUACAGGGAAUGUGUUGAGGUGGGGGGUCGUCUGUUAUCGCAAAGGCUGAGGGGGCAGCUUGUUGAAGCUGUUCGAAUGCUUGGAGGUGGGUCAUUAGAAGAGGUAAGUCAAGGCAGAGAGCUUCUAGCUACUUUGGAACAUCACCUUCCUCCAUUUUUGGUUCGUGCUCCCAGUGUUGGUUAGACCUCUUGGAUUUUCGCAUGCCCUUGACCCUAUGUGCCAUACGUAAUAAUAUCAUUUUAGCAGUUGGUACGUCACAAAGCUUCUAAGUUUGUCAAAUUUCCUUCCAUCGUGUGAUUUGCAGCGCUUCUUCUAUGGCACGUAUAUCAUAAUAUAGUAGGUAUAGAUAUGUUGUUCAUCUAUAAUGCAAGACAGAGAGCAACUAUUUUCGCAAAAAGGGUUGAUAUACUAUGAUGGGAUUGUAUUAUUAUCGUUAUAUAUGUAAUCCUAAAGUACUGUAAUGUACUGAUAUCUCCACCUGCACAAGAGUUUUUGUGAACCAGAAAUAAAAACCUCUUUUCACCAGUACAA